AUGGGGACACCCCCAGAACCUCAUGGAACCAAGGAGUCCAUGAUGACCCAGCGGGGCUGCAUGGAGCCAAUGGCCCAUGGUGACACUGCCCAUCCAAGGAGGGCAUUUGGACACUGCGGAAGCUCAUGGAGCCAGGAUUUCCCAUUCCGAAACCUUAGCUGGAUGGAGGAGGAGGUUGUGAGGAAGAGGAUGAUUUCCCAGUACAACCAGGCAAGUGAGGAGGAAGUCAGUGCCCCUUUCCCCCUCUCUCCUGCUCCAUCUCCCAGCCCAGCACAACUCCUGGCUGCAGGACAACCCCACUGCCGACACCGUCCUGCCGGGGAUGCACUGGGGGGAUCUCCUUGCCCUUCCCUCUGGCACGGAGGCAAAUCCCAUCCUCUCCUUGUCCUUCCUCCCCCAGACAGGGAGCUGAGGAUGGAGACCAGGGGUGACAAAUCCCCACAGCAGAACCUCAUGGAAGAGGCCGUUUUGAGCAGCUCCAUGGCACAUGAAUCCAACAGGGAGGAAAAGCCGCAGAGAUCCCACAGGAGGACGGUCUGCAAACCCAGCCCAAGGUGCUCUGAGGAGGAAAGACCCACCCUGUGCCAGGAAGGUGGACAGAGCUUCAGCCAAAGCUCAGAGCUGGUGGUCCAUGAGCAGCUUCAUGAUGGGGAGAAGCCCUACAAGUGUUUGGAGUGUGGGAAGAGCUUUGGGUGGAGCUCCCGCCUGAUCCGCCACCAGAUGAUCCACACUGGGGAAUGGCCCUGCGAGUGUGGGGAAUGUGGGAAGGACUUCAGCUGCAGCUCCGCCCUCAUCACCCACCAACGCAUCCACACUGGGGAGAGGCCCUAUGAGUGUCUCGAGUGUCCGAAGAGGUUUCAGACCAGCUCCAGUCUCCUCCAGCACCAGCGGAUUCACAAAGAUAAGAUGCCCUUCCGCUGCUCCGAUUGCGGGGUGAACUUCAAGAGCAACUCCCACCUCAUCACCUACCGGCACAUCCUCACCAUGGAGAAGCCCUACGAGUGUGGGGAAUGUGGGAAGAGCUUCAGCCAGAGCUCCUACUUGAUCCACCACCAGAGGAUCCACACUGGGGAAAGGCCAUACAAAUGUGGGGAGUGUGGGAUGACCUUCACCCGAAGGUCACAACUUAUCAUCCACCAAAUGAUCCACACUGGGGAGAGACCCUAUGAGUGUCCCCACUGUCAGAAGAGGUUUCGGAGCAGCUCAGGUCUCCUCCUGCACCAGUGGAUUCACACAGAGGAGAGGCCCUUCCGCUGCCCUGACUGCGGGAAGGGCUUCAAGCACAAAUCUGCCCUCAUCACUCACUGGCGCAUCCACACUGGGAAGAGGUCCUACGAGUGUCCCCAGUGUGGGAAGAGCUUCUCAGACCGCUCAUUCUUUACCCGACACCACCAGAGGCACCAGGAAGGGAAGCCCUGCGAGGGCCCUGCCUGCGGGAAGAGCUUUGUGCACUGCUCCAACUCCAUCCCCAUCAUAGGACCCACACUGGUCAGAGCCCUGGUGACCCACAUUCCCUGUGAUACACAGAGGGAAGUGACUGGUGUUCUUUUUAUUUUUCCUCUAGUUAUCUUUUAUCUUCCUCCCUUCAAAACAGAAAAUUGGGGUAAAAAUAAACAAAUUCAUCAAAGGCAUCUCACCUUUUACUUGUGCUCCACCCCUGGCUGCCAUGACACUUCUGGCUUCCACAUCAGUGGAGCUGGAAGUGGCCAUGAUGGUGACCGGAAGGCAGCCAUCUUGGCUGCCAGCCGCCCACGACACUGGGCCACACUGGUUGCCCAGAAGCACCGCUCCUCUGCCAGCAGGCCCUCCUCCUCAGCAGCAGACAGUGAUUCCCCAGACUCGAACACCAAGCCUGAGGAUCACUGGGCAGGGGGUGGAGACUCUGACCCUGACAUAAUCGACAGGAUCGUCUACCCCUCCUCUGGGACGUCGACUCACCUGGGAGUAGUGGCGGCGUUGCGAACCCCGUACCCCGACCCCCUUAGGCUAUCUUUUAAUAAAGGCCUUAUCAAGAAAGGAGCACAAGGUCUCCUGACCCUUUUAUUAUUUACAUCAAUUGGGGGCUCGUCCGGGAUCGGCCACGCCCACGAGGACCCAGGAGGACUGGCUAUCCGCCUCGGACCCUCGGUGGUCAGCUGGCCACAUCCAGAUGGUGAAGACAGCCUACGGAGAGAGUCAACGGCUGAAGAGCGCCGGAUUGGUAAGACCUCCGGCGGCGGGAUACAGGAGGCGAGUGAGUGUGUGCGCGAGUGA
This is a messenger RNA of Vidua chalybeata, 2253 nucleotides long. Its product is annotated as zinc finger protein 79-like. Gene Ontology annotation, cellular component: nucleus. Gene Ontology annotation, molecular function: DNA-binding transcription activator activity, RNA polymerase II-specific; RNA polymerase II cis-regulatory region sequence-specific DNA binding. NCBI's taxonomy places the organism in Eukaryota, Metazoa, Chordata, Aves, Passeriformes, Viduidae. Gene Ontology annotation, biological process: regulation of transcription by RNA polymerase II. The record is from RefSeq and is a predicted model, not a curated record. Bases 1 to 2253 code for a protein of 750 amino acids. The transcript has 4 exons.